UAUGAAGAACUCUGAUUGUGUUUUAAAUGAGGACAAAAACAGAACUACAUCUACUUCAUGUAAUCCAGAUGCAAAAACAAAAUCCCUCUCUGACAUGACAGUAACAUCACACCAGGCCGGUCACACUGCAGAGAUCACACACGGCUACAAUAGCUGCUUGUCACUCAACUCAGCUGUUCUUAAAAUGUAAUCUAAUCCCUGCACCUGCUUACACCACCUCCUGUGUACUCAACAUUACACCAUCCAGAAUGUCCCCUCCAUCACAGGAGCCCCUUCAUCUCUGCCCCACGACGUCACCAUCACCCCCCCAACACACUCUUUCACACCCUGUGGCACUUUUAUGCUAAUUGGAAAAAAAAAAUCUGGGAAUAAUCUGGUAUGACGGCACUAAUCCCACACUACAAAUGGCAGGUCUACUCCUCUGCAGCUCCACACGGACCGCUGCGAGUCUCUGCACAUCUGCCUCAGACUUUAUAAGGCCAACUUAAAGAUCUGAAAACAUGGCUGUGGUGAGUGGAACUUAUCGGAUGGUCUCAGAGGAGGAGCAGGCUCUCAGGGCUAAGCUGGAGCGCCUCACCGUCAAAGACCACGGGCCGGUGUUUGGGCCCUGUGCCAAUGUGCCAGACCACACCAGGCAGAAGGCCAAGGAUGAGCUGAAUGAGACGGAGGAGAAGCGAGUUGCUGCAGUGAAGGAGCUGCGGGCGUUGAUCAAGGAGAAGGCAGAUUCUGGGGAUGAAUUGAGCAAGGGGGUGCAGGACACCUUUGGGGAGAAGCCGGACGCCAUGAUGGUCCGCUUCAUCCGUGCCAGGAAGUACGACGUGGCCAGAGCCUUUGAACUCAUGAGGGGAUACGUGCGUUUCAGGAGGGAUUACCCUGAGCUGUUUGAGAAUCUGACCCCUGAGGCCGUCCGCAGCACCAUCGAGGCCGGAUACCCAGGCAUCCUGCACAGCAGAGACAAAUAUGGCCGCGUGGUUCUGCUCUUCAACAUCGAGAACUGGGACUACGAGGAGAUCACCUUUGAUGAGAUCCUGCGUGCUUACUGCGUGAUCCUGGAGAAGCUGCUGGAGAACGAGGAGACUCAGAUCAACGGCUUCUGCAUCAUCGAGAACUUCAAGGGCUUCACCAUGCAGCAGGCAUCAGGAAUAAAACCCACUGAGCUCAAGAAGAUGGUGGACAUGCUGCAGGACUCAUUUCCUGCUCGUUUCAAAGCGGUACACUUCAUCCACCAGCCCUGGUACUUCACCACCACCUACAAUGUGGUCAAACCCCUCAUGAAGAGCAAGCUGCUGGAGAGAGUGUUUGUCCACGGUGAUGAGCUGGAAAGCUACUACAAGGAGUUCGACCCGGAGAUCCUCCCUUCCGAGUUUGACGGAAAAGGUUCCAAGUAUGACGGCAAAGCCACGGCGGCCAAGCUGUUUGACUAAAUUCCCUGCAGUUCCCUGCCAAAUGGAUGAGAGCCUUCGUUUACUCCAAACCCUGUAAAGUGUGGAGAAUUACAGCCAAAUGUAGCCGUGUGGUAACACCAGAUAAGGAUAAGAGACGCGAGAGAGAAGUUCACAAAGAUCCUGAUAAAGCAUAUUUAUGUUGAAGACAGAGAUUUACAGUCAAUGAAAUGACAUCAGGCAGCACCUUAAACAGGGGUGUCCAAAGUCAGUCCUCAAGGGCCGACGUCCCACAUGUUUUCCAACCAACCUUCCAUUGAAGCUCCUUACUG
Molecule: messenger RNA, 1714 nt
Organism: Oryzias melastigma (Indian medaka)
Lineage: Eukaryota; Metazoa; Chordata; Actinopteri; Beloniformes; Adrianichthyidae
Gene: rlbp1b
Product: retinaldehyde binding protein 1b
Exons: 8
Coding region: 501-1424 (307 amino acids)
Cellular component (GO): membrane
Molecular function (GO): phosphatidylinositol bisphosphate binding
Source: RefSeq, a predicted model, not a curated record